CAAAACAAAUUUUGUUUAUCAAUACUCUUUGCUCCUCAUAAGCCCCCCCCCCAUGAGAUAGACAAUCAUACAUUUUUGGAGUCAAUAUAACAAAAAUGGACAACCAAAGAUUCCAGGUUAAAAUUAAUUUAAAAUUAGAAGCUGUUACUUGUCCCGGCGUUUGGCUUUGCAGCCAUGGCUAUUUAGAGGUCACUAUUAAGGCCUUGGGUUAUUUUUUUCGUACCGGCGCUAUGGAACCCUAUUUUCCUUUACUGUGUCAUGAUCAUUUUAAAAUGGAAGGAUAUUUCAAAAAUUCCCCCUCUCUAGGACACCUGAUAAACAACUUAUCCAAGGAAUCUUUGGAAAUAACUCUGUGGCAAAAUGGCCGCCGUUUGGCUUACUAUCAGGGAGUAAUAAUGGAUUUGUUACAAUACAUAGAGCCACAAUUACAAUGUCCCCACAGCAAUACCCGGCAAAUAUUAAUGAAAACUACACCAGCGUUUCCGGGUAUUUUAUCACCCAAAGUGGAAAUAACUACCGAAAUCUCUAUUAAAGAUAAAAUUUUAAAUUUAAACAAUAAUUCCAAAGACUUAAGAAAUUGUACGCAAUUUUUAAGAAAACCUCAAAGCCAAAAACAAAAAUUAUCUAAAGAUAUUAAACCUAUACUUUAUCAAAGACCUUGCACACAACAAACUAUUAGAUCUUAUGACUGUUUAGAUAACCCCAGCCAGAAACGUAAACAGCGAACAGUUUGUCACACCAGAGACUUUAAGGAAGCCAUAAUAAAACCUUCUCCCGAGUCAGUUUACUCAAAAUCAACUGGACGUCGUGUUUCUAUAGCCUCUAGUUGUUCUUCAAAUAAUACACAUACUUCGGUGGGAAUUUGUGAUAUAGAGCCUGAUUUGCAUUCGGAAAAGUUUGAUGAUCAUAAUCAUGAAAAAUUUUGUGAAUUAUGUCGUUUAUAUAAGGAAGUUUUUUUACAAUAAAUAAAUAUUUUAAACAAA
Molecule: messenger RNA, 983 nt
Organism: Lucilia cuprina (Australian sheep blowfly)
Lineage: Eukaryota; Metazoa; Arthropoda; Insecta; Diptera; Calliphoridae
Product: spermatogenesis associated 6-like protein
Exons: 4
Coding region: 96-965 (289 amino acids)
Biological process (GO): spermatogenesis
Molecular function (GO): myosin light chain binding
Source: RefSeq, a predicted model, not a curated record